Molecule: messenger RNA, 823 nt
Organism: Anoplophora glabripennis (Asian longhorned beetle)
Lineage: Eukaryota; Metazoa; Arthropoda; Insecta; Coleoptera; Cerambycidae
Product: putative glutamate synthase [NADPH]
Exons: 5
Biological process (GO): ammonia assimilation cycle
Molecular function (GO): glutamate synthase (NADH) activity
Source: RefSeq, a predicted model, not a curated record
CGUACCUAGCAUUGGUACACACAAGGUUCUCCACUAACACGUUCCCUAGCUGGGAGAGAGCACAUCCUUUAAGAAUGCUAGCCCACAAUGGAGAAAUAAACACCCAGCGUGGUAACGUGAACCUGAUGAAAGCUCGAGAAGGAGUAAUGAAGAAUGAUGAUUUUGGAAAUAAAUUGAAAACCCUGUAUCCAGUCGUAGAACCUAAUUUAUCCGACAGUGGUUCUGCGGAUUGUGUUUUGGAGUUUCUGGUCCAUGCUGGAAACAGGAAAUUGCCAGAGGCUGUUAUGACGAUGGUUCCCGAAGCCUGGCAAAAUGAUCCGACGAUGUCUGAAGAAAAAAGGGACUAUUACCAUUGGGCGGCUUGCAUCAUGGAACCGUGGGACGGUCCAGCUUUGAUAUCUUUCACUGAUGGCCGUUUCAUCGGGGCCAUUUUGGACCGUAACGGUUUGAGACCUUCCAGGUUUUACAUUACCAAAGAUAAUAUGAUGGUAAUGGCUAGUGAGGUUGGUGUGUAUGACGUUGACCCCUCGCAAGUGAUUUUUAAGAGUCGUCUAAAACCCGGAAGAAUGCUGUUGGUGGACACUCAAGAAAAAAGCGUCAUCCAGGACGUGGAACUGAAACACGAGAUUGCAAAGUCCAGACCACAUUCCGAAUGGCUUAAAGAACAGAUUACGAUGGAGGAGUUGAGGAAAGCUCAUUUAGAUGCAGGGAGGGCUAUAAAAGCUAAGUACGAGACCAGCGGCUUGGGAGACAAAAGGUUGCCUCUUUAUGGGUAUUCCACGGAAACCAUUCAUAUGCUGUUACUACCCAUGGUCAACAACAA